AUUUCAAAGGCGGUAAUUCAGUCGUCCGUGGUGUCAUUUACCUUCAAUACAUUUCGAUUUGUCAAUGUUCAUAAAUCGCUCUAGUAAAUAAACCAUGACACAAGAUGAUAUGAUAUAUACAAUAAUACUUAUAUUGUCCCUGGUUACUGGGCCAUUAGUCCAAAAAUGUGGGAAAUAUCGACCUUGGUUCGCGGCUGUUGUAGGGUUUCUUAUGUUUUUCUGUUUUGCGGGACAAGCUGUAUGGCAUUCACUCCUGACAUCGUCUGUAUUCACAUUGGCCUUUAUUCUUUUUCCUGCAAGAUUUUUGCAUUACGUAGCUGUUGUAUGGUGCUUUGGUUAUUUGGGAUUUUUUCGAACUUGUCACUAUUUCGGAUUCUCUCAGGUUACUCCUGUCGCAAAUAUUGUGCAGCUUUUAUUGACCUUACGUUUAAUAGGUGCAUCAUUUGAAAUAAGUGAUAGUUGGCGAAUAAACAAUCAAUUACAAAAUUCUGAUUUGCACCCACAGGAUAAAAGCAAACUUGAACUUCUAAAAAAAUAUAAAUGUAUCGAGCCUUCUCCACUGAUGAUUAUGUUGUAUGCCUAUUGCUAUAUUGGUUUAUUUACAGGUCCAUAUUACAAUCUGAAAACGUUUGAAGACUUUUGCAAUCGGGAUUCUGAAACCGUAAUAACUGCAGAAGAACCUCUUCUUCAACACCUUCAAGAAGCACCUCCAUUCGGUGUAGCUUAUUUAAUACUUUCUCACUUUUAUACUGUUGAUUAUGUACGCACUGCAGAAUUCUAUGAUCGACAUUUCCUGUAUCGAUUUUUUUAUAUGAUGGUUAUUUUCUUUACCUUCCGAAUGCGAAUUUAUUUUGCUUGGAAAAUGUCUGAGUGCGUGUGUAUAUCCGCUCGUUUAGGUGCAUAUCCUAAAUUAUCUGAACCUGAAAAAGGUGAAGGACCAACUAAUCUACAUGCAUUAGAUUUAUACAUGGAACAACAGGCAGCCAAUGAUGUGAAAUUAAACAGCGUUAUAAACCAGUCCAAUCAUCUUCAUCGUCAUCAAACUUCUGACCCUGUCAAUUCUGUUAUUCAUUCCACACUAAAAAAUAAACCGAAUUUUGAAAUGAAGUCAGAGACAAAUGUAAUAUAUAAUUAUAAUACAAUAUCCAACUUAAGUAUAUGGGGAUGUGAAUUCGCUCCUACAGUACGUGAAUCGAUGAAAUCGUGGAAUUGUUCGGUGCAAUUUUGGUUGGCCAAUUAUUUUUAUAGACGUUGCAAAGCUUCACGAAAUAUACGGCAAGUGAUUCAUUUGGGCGAUUCAUUCUAUUUUUUAAUCCCUUAUCAAUUAAGAAACUCAAUUGAUGCCCGAGUAUUUUGUAUCAGUAAUUUGUUUGGAAUUUUCUUCUUAAUGAAUUCAUUAUGCUUUGCGAAUAAGUCAUAUGUUCUAUUAAGGCUUAAUAAUACUGUUUAAUCACACGAACCAAAAUAAUUGAUGGGGUGUCUAGACCUGUUAGGGAUUGAUAAUUUCUACCAUUUAUAUAAAGCUUUUUAGUUGUGGUCCAAAAUUAUUAUUCAACAAUCUAACGAUUUAGACACCAUUUAGUCUUGUUUUUUGAUAUAUAAUGCCUGUGUCAAUUAUUCUUUUCAUUCAUUCUUUUUAUUAUGUAAAUUUCUACAGGACAUUAUGGACAAUGAUGGUUAGUGCCUAUUGGCAUGGUUUACAUGCAGGUUAUUAUUUAUCCUUUCUGGUCAUCCCACUUGCAUUAGUUGGUGAGACAAGUCUAAAAAAUAUAAUGAAUUUAUGCGCAAAUAGUCUACCAACUGGUAGUGUAUCAUUUAUUUCAUGGUUAUUAAAAAUGCGUGUCUUUGAAUAUUGUUGUAUGGGGUUUUUAUUAUUAGACUGGGAGACUACCAUUGCUUAUUGGUCCAGUAUUUAUUUUUGUAUUCAUAUAGUUUUAAUUGGAUUGAUUAUUUUCGACUAUUUUCUACGACUUAUAUUACCAGCUAAAGCAUUUAAAAUUGUAUCUUCAUUAGAUUCAUCUACCGUUUCAUCAUUAUCAUCUGAUAUGUUUGUUGUUAAUAAUGACACAGUUGGUGAUCGAUCAUCAACGCUUCAUUCUCAUCAUCGUCCUAAUUAUAAAUCAAAAAUGUAAAUUAUUGCAUCUACAUAUAUUAUAUAAAAAUCUUUUACUAUUAUUUGAUAAUUAUUGAACAAUGAAAAUAGCAUUUUGUGUUUCCCCCUCUUUUUUUGAAAAGAAAAGAUUUCAUUAUUUUCAUGUUUAUUUUAUCCUCUUCAUAGAUAGAGUUAGUCAUUUUUUCCACUCUCUAAGUGUUAUCUUGAUAUUUCUAUUUAGAUGUUAUCACUUUAGUUGUUCUCUGUUUCGUAUUGUCAAUUCAUUUCAUUCUGAUAUUAUCAUUAUUAUUAUUGGGAUUUUACCGCUCUCUUAUCUGAUGUUCACGAAUAUAUAUAUGUGUCCAUCAUGGGAAGCAUUGCGAAAUUGUGGCUUUGUAUUUUAUAAAACAACAAUAAUAUCAGUAUCAAAAAGGAUAAUUAUGUGUUUAAUUAUUCUUAUCAUUUACCUUUUUUCUUCUUUUCUUGUAGUAUUUUCUUUUAUAAAAUUUUCUUUCUUCAAAAUACAUUAAUUUGAUACUUACUAAUUUCAAAGAGAAGUAUUCUCAAAUGAACCAAUAUGUUUCCUACUAACAAUUUAAUUUGUAUUAUUAUGUUCAGUAAUUAUAUACGCAUACAGUUUUUUCUGAUUAUCUCUUCUGAUAUAAUAAGAGUUGUUUCAAAUUAUAUGAAGUAGAAAAAAAGAGGAACGAGAAAACUUCGAAAGAAAAGCUUUUUUUACUUUAAAUUUAUUUUCCUCUUUUUUAAAAUUACAAACUUUCAAAUGGAUACUUAUGAAUAACAUGAAAUUACCUAUACAUAUGUAUUAUUUGUUCCCUCAGAGAUAAAUAUCUAACAACAAUUUAGU
This is a messenger RNA of Schistosoma intercalatum, 2957 nucleotides long. The record is from the annotation of a GenBank genome assembly. Lineage: Eukaryota; Metazoa; Platyhelminthes; Trematoda; Strigeidida; Schistosomatidae.